AUCUGAGUUGCCUUAAUACAUCAGUCACAUAAAAAACAACAACGGUAAUGAAAGGUAAGGUAUAGUACUAAAGGAAUCUGUAACUAUAGUUGAUAAUGUUAAUAGAAUAUGAAUAAAAAGUACACUAGUACAGUACCUCUAAAUUUCUUUCCUUCGCUUGCGUCGGCCAUUUUUGUUUUCUUCACUACUAGUUACCAGUCCUGUACUCCUGCACCCGAGAUUCAAUAUGGACUCCAAAUCGAACACAUUUCAAUGAUUUCAUUACAAUUUAUUUCAUGUUUUUUGAACACUACUUGAAUUUAACAAUACUUGUCGAAAGGAAUAUUUGUGUAAGAUGUACCACAAAGGCUCAAAAGAGAAGCCGCGAGGUAUUGGUUUUGGAGGAUUUACAGUGAGUAGCAAGCCAAAACAACCAGCACUGCAUCCGUCUCCUGCAGUACCAGCUUUUGCACAACGUACGGUGAAACAGAAAGCUCCUGGACACAAGGAAAAUAUCGCGUUUAAAAGACCGUAAGUGUUAACUUGAAUUUUAUGAAGUUCUAUUUCUGUCAACACUAUUUGAAUAAUGAAUUAUUGACGUUUAUUUGAUACAAUGUUCUCAGAUUGAGGUCAUCCUGACUGGAAAGUUUGGAAAUUGCGCGGCCGAGAUUUCGAAAAUUUAAUAGUAAAUAUAUAGAAACCAUCAAAAUUGUACACCCAAUAUCUCAGCUGCAGAAUGUUAGAUCACUGACUGUCGCAACAAAACAAAUUUUUCGAUGAUGAUUGAUGAAUUACAAUAGGCAGUUAAACAGAAUCGACAUUGGUGAGUGUUGCUGAUUAAUGAAAACCAGCCUUUAAAUGCACCCAACAUAAGGGUCACAUCCAUGUUCAAGUUGCCAUGCAAAAUGUCAAAUCGAUGUUUUGGGUGUGCAGGUGGGUCAAAAGUAUUAUUCUGUGAUGUUUUCACAAAUUUCACCAUUGCAAAAUGAAUAUAUGUUUAAAAAAAUUUAUGUUAUAAUAACCUAUGCUGUGUUUGAUGUUUUCAUGGCUGGCUGAGCGUGUUUAAAUAAAAACAUCAAUUUGAUGUUUUGUAUAUUGAAUAUAGAUAUGAUCCCUUACCCUGUCUAUGUACCUCCCCCAAUUCCAUUCCCUGUGCUCUCCAAUGUUUUUUUUCCCAAUUCACCCACUCUCUUUCCCUCCACUCCCCAGUUUCUUUAUUUUCUAGUUCCCCCAUUUCCUUCCCCCACUCCCUGGUCCCCCAACUACAGGCCUUGCCCUAAGAAAAUUGCGCGGGAGCGGUUAAUCGCGUGUGCAAAAUACAUUGCGCGCGCUACUGUGAAGCUACUGUUUUGUGAGGCCCCCCACAUAUCUAGAAAUGACACAAUUUGCAAAUAAUCUUGUUGAUUUACAAAUUAAAACAUUAACUGCCUUCAAAAAAAUAGGCACUCAAGCAGUGUGUAAGGAUUUGCAAAAUAAUGCAAGAAGAUAGAAAAAUAUCGCCCAAAAUGUAAUAUAACAAAUCACAACAUCAUGACUGCAGACCUGCCAACCCUUGAGUAGCAGAAAUAGUGAGUUGCUAUCUAAAAAGUCGUGAGAUUGACUGAAAAAUCGCGAGACUUAGAAAUUUUCAGGUUAAUUUGCUCAUUAAUAUGACCAGGGUUAACUUUAACAACACUAGAAAAUAAUCAAUAGAUAUUCAAUCUUAUGAUAGUACGCAUUUAUAUUUUGUUAAUAUAACCGUAAAUGCAAGGCUUAUUAAAAAUAGGCUGUUUUUUCUUUAUGGCUUUAGUAGCUCCCAGUGUCAGUACGAGUUCCUUGGGGAUAUAACGCAAUAUCUGUACAAAAACAAGAAAACUACGAGUAAUAUUAAGACUAGCAGGACAAUAAACUUAGCAGGACGCGCCUUUUACUUUGUAACACAAACAUCACACAUACUAAAUUCUGGCGUUGUACAUUGCGCAUUAUUAAUACACUAAUAAAGUGUGAUGUUUCCUUGGAAGAGUGUGCCUUAUUGUAACUAGAUGUUGCGCUCUUCGAUGAUUUUUUAAAGUUCUGAAAAUCGUGAGAUUUGGGGACUUAAUCGUGAGAUUGUGAGAAAGCAUAAAAAAUCGUGAGUCUCACGAUUAAGACUUGGCAGGUCUGUGACUGGCAGAUCUUUUCUUUGAAUGUCAACUUUUGUUUAAUAACUAUUAUAUUCAAAAUUAAUCUACUGCAACUUUUAAAUGGCUUUAUUACUGCCUGAAAGAUAAAAGAAAAACUCGAUUUGUAGAAAUGUUGAAGAUAUUUAACGUUUGGAUAAAAAACAACAAAAUUGUUUCGAUGUUUCCACAUUCUGCAACAAGCAAUUACAUUUCUAAUUCAUUUCCAAUAAAUACGAAUGAAAAAUGGAACAAUACAGUUUUCAUAAUGGAAACACCACUUUUAAAUUUAUUUUAUAACUCCGCUCCUGAGUUUGUCUUUCAGGACCUUUGCCAUUUGCACUUCUAGCACAAAACAGUCAUAUAUUCCUUCGUUUAGCCCAAAGUAAGUGGUAAAAGCCCGAAAGAUUGCGAAUAACUUUAUAACAAAUUCGCUCCAUUCUGGAACAAAUAUUUAGUUUGCGCACGUGACGAAUCACUUGCUUAAGCAAUCUUGGGCGCAUGCGGGCGCGCGCCCCUUAGAGCAAGGCCUGCAACUAUACCUACCUGUCCUACCUGGUCCCCCUUAAUCUCCAUUUUCCCCAUACCUUAGCCUGUGUGUCAGGCUCUAUGCUUGAAAUAGAGCCUGCUACUGAAGUUAAUAAAAAUGUAUGCGUAUGAAUCGUACGCAAAAUUCCCAUUGGUCAGAAAUAAAUAGCCUUUCCCUAUAAGGUAAUAUAUCAAGAUGUUAUUUACAUAAUAUAAUAUUAAUAUUAUAUUCUGCACUAGUAAUUGUACUUUUGGUCGCAUUAAUUACUGCCUUUGCUGUCUAUAAAUACGGUCAAUAACUGUUAUUAUUUUUUUUCUUGCGGUCCGAAGUCAUAUUUUACGCUUUUCUGCAAUCUGAUUGGCUACGUGAGCGGUCCGUAUGAGCCCGUACGGACCGCGCGAGAUUUAAAGCCGUAGAGGCAAUGUUUUUAUUUUUCAAAAUUUAAAGACGAGUUUAAAGGCUACUUUUUAAAAUAUUAAAAUGUCUGCAGACGAUGAAGAACACAGUGAAAGCGAACUUUACUAUCUCACAAAAGAUAUUACUCUUCCCGAUAGCAUUGAUAGAAACGACGUUUUAUUUGGCAGCUUCAUUCGCGUGCGGGAGGAGUGAUUGGAGAAAUUCAGAGGAGGAAUUAAAAAAAAUAAAAAUAUUAUUUACCGGUAUGGUCGGUCCGUAUAGAGAAAUAUUUCUCUCGGUCUUAAAAACGUCCCUCGGCCUUCGGCCUCGGGCCGUUUUUAAGACCUCGAGAAAUAUUUCUCUAUACGGACCUCCAAUCCGGUAAAUAACAUAUAUUUAUUAUAUGGCUUUGCAGAAUCCUGGAUUCUGAUUGGUCGACGUGCGGUCCGUAAAAAUGCGUAUUCGGACUGUGGUCCGUAUUUCCCCGUAUCCGGACCGGUUUCCCGUAUGUCAAUUUGACAGGCUCGAAUUUGAUACGUUUUUACACGUUUAUAAGGUCGUCAUGUGAAGAAACAGGGUUUAUUUUAAGAAAAAUUUAGAACUGCACGUAUUAAGGAUGCUACGAUGCAUCACAUGUUUGGCUGGGGGUCAAAGGGUGUUUGACUGGGGGGUCAAAGGAUUUUUAUCUAUAUUUGACGUUGUAAAUUUAUAGUUAACGUUGUAGUUAUGAUAGACUCUUAAUUUAUAUAUAGGUGGUAAAAAAAGUUGUGGUUGGGUGCAGUGGUGUCAAGUAACGAAGUAAAUGUACUUCGUUACUGUACUUGAGUACUAUUUUUGAGAAGUGAGCAUGUAACAAAGUAAACGUUUUCUGCAGUACUUUUACUUGGAACGAAGUCGUUAAGAAGUAACGUUUUACUUCGUUAUUUUCAUUUUGUGGCGAAGUAUUUCGUUACUUUCUAACUUUUGUUUAAUUUUACGUGAUUUAUUUCUGAUUUAUUUUAAUUUUGGGAUAGGUAAUAGGACCUCUACAUGCGUCUGGGAUCUCUCGUUUGUGGCUUACUGAUAAGCAUUAUUUAUUUAAUGGAUUUCUUAUAUCUUCAGCGUGGUCUGGAAAGUAAACCAUGCCGUGAAAUAUUCUAUAUUCGGUGCACGCAUAUAAUGCUUGUGCUGUUUUGUGUCUUUUGUAUGUCAAUCCAUUGGAGAAGUCCCCCCCCCCCUCUACACGCUACAGACAAUAGUACUUGUACUUUUACUUUGUACUUCAAGCAUUUUUUAAGGAUACUUUGUACUUUUUAUUUAAGUACGUUUUGCUUCCAGUACUUUUUACUCUUACUCAAGUCGUUUUAUUGUUAAUUACUUCUACUUUUACUCGAGUACAAAUUCAAAGUAAUUUAGGCACCACUGGUUGGGUGGGGCCAGACAAACUCGAUUCUGGGUGGGGGAGCUACAGGUAGGGGGUGCCCCCAGAUUUUGAAUUUAGAGGCUCGUAAGUUCUGGCAAAGGUAUGUUUCUCCCAACCACCCACAAAAACUGUUUCAAAACAUGUAACUGGGAAUCAUGAAUACUCAAUAUAUAAUAACCUGGUCCCUCAUGAAUACCAGCUUUCAGGUGAAGAGGCUAACCUGUUUAAAUAAAGUUUUCCAAUUUCCAAUCCAACCUUAGGUAGCAAAGAAUGUUAGGUUCUCCCACUCUAAUCUCUUUUGGAUAGCUUCGCUCGCACCAAUUUUACCUCCUGUUCCAUUGCCCCCAGCACGUAUGUGAUUUGUGAGGAAAAUAUGAGGGUCUGGUGGUCCUCUCCCAGAAAACAUUUAGAUUUGUGAUGCUCAAUGACAGCAUUUCUGGCAUCUGGAGCAUCCACAAGGAAAACGAGUAAAUGAGAAGAAUGUUUUGAGGUUAUAUUUUUGGCAGUUGGUGACUGCACAUUUGAGUUUUAAGAACUGCACAAAUGGGUUUAGAACUGCACAUUUUGUGUAGAACUGCACGUUAUAAUAAACCCUGUGAAGAAAAAGUAUCGUUGGAUCAUUUUUAAGAAUAAGAAGUCUUGGAAAUAUUAAUAAGUACUUGUACCAACACAUAUUUCAUCGAAAAAGCUAAGAAAACAAGCCAUUUGAACUCUUACUGGCAACCGUAAGUUUUGGCGGGAAACUUUUUGGUUUGUUUACUUGUUUCAAAAGAUAAAUAACGAUGAAUUUAACGUCUUUAAUACCAUAUUCUAAACAAAUAUCAUAUAAACUGGGUUUAUGAGCAUUUUUUCUGGGGGUGGGGGUUACCGAAAAAGUAGUUCUAAAGCGAUUGUUAAUUAAACAUGCUUUUCCGUAAACAAUAUUCGGUGACGAAACCAAAUCUAAACGAAGAAAACUAGCAAAUAAAACAUAGCUCAAAAAUACCUUUAUAGCGCUCAAACAAAUAAAUGAAAAUCAGAAAAUGUGUUUAAGGAGCCAUAUAGUAAACGGUUUAUUAACCUCGUUUUGCUCAGUCUGUACGGGAUUAAAGUAUUUGCCUUCGGUUUAUCUGCACAGACCUCGCUCCUUCGUCGCUCGGUCUGUACGAAAACCUCAGGCAAAUACUGUACUUUGCUGUACAGACCUCGCUCUCGGUUAAUAACCCUUUAUUAUUAUUUAGUAUGUAAUUCCUGGCUGUUUAAUGAAAAUUGGAAUAUAUUUAUUUUCGAGAUGUUGGCAGAAAAAUUGACCGUUAUUGCAUGUUUUAAAUUAGCUUUGUAAUCUAAUUAACAAGUGCCGUUUUCAUUGGUUGUUAUUUCUGUGCAUCCAAAUUGACUGUCCAGGCUCUAUUUCUGAAAGCAUAGAACCUGACAUGCACGCUACCCAUACCGGUACCCUGGUCUCCCUAUCCCCUGGUUUCCCUUCCCCUUGGUCUCCCAUCCAUGUAGUUCCCCUACUGUACUUCCAGGUGCCCCACUUCCAGCAUUCCCCAGGCCCCUCACAACCACUUUUGGUUAACAAAAUUACACAAUAUCAACAACAACUUACUCAGUAACAGUAUAUAUAUAAUAUAAAAUAUUUCCAAAGGAAGGGGAAAAAUUGACCACGUCAAUUGCAGGCUCCUUUUUCUCCCAUUCGCAUUUCUCAUAGUCAUGUCAAUCUGCGACUUCAGCCCUAGAAACAUGUGUAGUGUCACAUGGUCAAAAAUCGCGAGCCUUUCUCACGAAGGUCUAAAUCUGCCAUUUUUGGAUACUAUUUUAUAAAGAGUCUAUAAACACCGUGAAAAAUCGAAGUGAUGUGAAAAUAAUUUUUCAAAUAUUUAACUGUGGUCUGUAAAUCGAUUUAUAAUGAUUAUAUUUACAACUAUAGUUAUAGAAAGUUUCAUUUUCACUAUCCCUGUUCUUAAUAAGGUUGCCACCCAAAAAUGGCGGCAUGAGAAAGGCUCAUUCUGAGCCACUGAUCCAGAAAGGCAGAAACAGAGCACUUUUUUUAUAAAUAUUAUAAAUGUAAAAAUAUUCACGUAGAUGAAGGGAAAAAAGGUUGAAGUACCAUUUAGGGACCCAAACACGCAUUACUGUGACACACUGACAUAUUUAAACAAAUAUUAACAUAAAAGGUGCACAAAAUUAAUUAACCUUUAGGAGCAAUAGACGGAUAUUGUCUGUCAGAUGGAUGAUGGAUCUUGACGGAUGAUCAGUCUCUAGUGAAUCGCGUUUAUCGCUACCUAAAAACUGGAACCCAAAGCUCAAGAUUAGAUUAUGGGCAAACUUGAGCUUUUUGGACUAAUUUUAGGGCGAACUUUGGUGAUGACAGUGACAGUGAUGAAGAUAACAACGCAGCUCCAUAUAAUGAUGAAGAAAGUGAGGUGUAUGAACCUAAACCAAUUGGAUCUAACGAUGGUGAUGAUGAUGAUGAGGAAGAUGAGCUCGAUAAAUUCAUGAUGGGAAUCGAGGUAAAGACAGUCGCAUGCAUGUGUUGUCAUCGGGUUCGGUGGCACGAUAGUCAGGGCAAGUGCAUUUCACCCCUCUGAGAUUGUGGGUUAAUCGAUUCUCGGCGGACUUAUGCCACUUAUGUGAAAACAGUCAGUCUGGGUACUCUGGUUUCCACCCACAGAGAAUAUUGACAUAGUGGGUUGGGAUUCAAUCAAUCAAUAAUUUAUUCAAAGUACUUAUGAUAAAAUCAAUAUCAAGGUUCUUGCAAGAUCCAGAGGUAAACCCUAUUUAAGGAUCCCCUUAUCCCAAUAAUUAUGGUAAAUCUAUGGAUUCGCCCCAAACGGACUCUUUCACUGUAGCUGUACUCCAUGAUCAGACAUGAAUCAUAUGGUGGCCAGAGGCUCCCUUAGAAUGCUUUCUACUCGAUCAGAUUGAGCUGCGUCCUUCGCAGUUAAGCUUCGCCUCAUCCGCAACACCCCCCACGUAUAAUACUUAUGAUACUUAUAAUAUAAUAUAAUAAUAAUAUAAUAUAAUAUAAUACGUAUAAUACUUAUGAUACUUAUAAUACGUAUAAUUACUUAUGGUAAUUGUUAGUCUGUCAAUUGUUGGUAAUAAGAACUAGAGAAAGGCUCAUGAUGUUACUAUAAUGUUUGUUGGCAAGAUGUCCGCAUUACUAGUAACCUCGUCACCAGGGCCUCACAGGAUGCACUGUCAGUAUACACAUAAUACAUUAUAAUCGUUGGAUAAGUUUAUACUGUAGCUGGACAUGUGAAAAGAAUAAAAAUCUGACGGAAAAGACCUGUACCAGAAAGCCAUUAGCGUCAUGGAAUGGACAAACGUGUUGUUUUAUAAGUCCCUAAGAACCCAAACCACAGCAACUACACGUUCACCCAAUACUACCUUUAAUGGUCUCCGACGUUUCCAGGGUGUUGGCCAGAAAAAAAAGUUUUGUCCGUUAACGUAAAUUGGGAAAGUUUUUUUGACCGAUCAAAGUCCUUGUGUAGGAAUAAAUAGUGUUUUUUUUCCCAACGUGUUUCUCCUUAGAUGCAAACAACGGUAGCUUGGUUUUGUAUAUUUCAUUUCCGGUGAAUGAACACGGAUGCACACCGAUUACACUUUGUUUUGUACAUUUCAUUUCAGUGAAUACACACCCAGUAUGAAUGAAACGCGAUUACAUUUUGAGAAAAUAAUUAAUGGGAAAAAGUAAAUAAAACGUUCUUUGAUCUAAUAAUAUAAAAUCAAACGCAAUGCACUUUCUCAUCAGAAAAAUGAAAGUCCAGUAGACCCAGUUGGGAAAGCCCCUCAGCUACUUCAAUUGGGAAGAGUCCGUCAAACGGACAGUAUAUAUGGGAUAGCUAACACCCUGGUUUCGUAGUGUAAUUUAAUCGCGAUUAUACAUUCAUUGCGUAUCAAACCAGAGUAGCGAAACAUAUCAUAUUUUACCAGGAUGCGGUGAGCUCACUUUUAGUUCUAUCAAUUAUUGUUUUAAUCAAUUUUCUAGCAAGAGGUAGAGAGAGAAAAGAACUUAUCAACAGCGCAACAGGAAGAAAAAGCGAGUAAAAAGUAAGGAAACCAUUAGGUCAUCAUUUGGUGAUAUCAUAAAUUUAAGCCUCAAUGAGCCCUUUACAAAGGAAGAGUGUUGAGCAUGGAUUUAUCACAUUUAUUUAAUAAUAUGCGUUAUAGUAUUGUACAAAGCUCAGCCAUGGCUCUAAAGGUUCACUUACUUGCUCAAAAGAGGAUUAUCCCCUCGUCGCGGCUUUCGCCAGGUGGUAAUGUCCGCCCGGAUAUUUAUACCACGCACGCUAUCAACAAACGUAUGCAGCGACUGAUACAAAAAUUUGAUGGGGAAAAAUCUGGCUGCCAACAUGUUUUUCAAGAGUUAAUUGGCAUUUUUAUAAAGAAUGCACUAUAAAAAACGCCACAAAGUAUCUCUAUCCAAUCGACUAAAACUAUUUAAUAUAUUAAAUGCUAAUUGUGAAAUGUUAUUGCUGGGAAAACAUAUUUACCCUAUUUAUACUAACAGUUUCGUUAUCUUAUUUUAUUCAGUUUUAGUCCCAGACUGACCUGGGUUUGUCUUCUCGAGUUUGCGACCUUUGUCAUCUAUUGUUCUUUAUUCAUUGUCAUGUUUACCGUCACUUCCCCCUGGUCACUUCCUUCACAUUUUGCUCAGUCGUGGUAAUCCAUUCAUCUCUAUACUCCGUCCUCUGCCUUCUUCUGUUCCGCUUUACUGUAAUUCCAACUGUUGCCCUUUUGUUCAAUGUUAUCCCCAACACCUCUGACCAUGCUCUAACACGCUCCAAUUUGUAUUACACGCGUAAAAAUCAUCAUGUUGAUGCAAGUUGUUCAAAACAGGAGCGAACAAUGUUGUGCUGCACCCCGUGAACAAUAUUGUUAACAAGUUGUUGAACCAUCAACAUUGUUGCAACUUGUUGACAAUCAUGUUAACAACUUGCAACAGUACUGAUGGUUGAACAACUUGUUAACAAUAUUGUUCAUGGGGUGCAGCACAACAUUGUUCGCUACUGUUUGAACAACGCCGAACAACCUGAUCAAUUUUUACCCGUGUACGUGCCCAUACCCCGACGGCCUUGUUCUCUUCACUUCUUCUUGUCUCUUCAUUACUUUUCUUGUUCAUUUGCCAUUCCGAAGUUGAUGAGAGGACUGGGGACGAGUGUUAAAAGUGCCCAAAUUAACAGCUGGGCAUUUUGUACGGAGCAUGCGCGAAAAAAUCAAUAUGGCGACAAAUAUUAGGAGUGCUUCGUGGAUUUAUCUGGUUUUAAAGCUGAUAAAACAACAUUUCAAUGAACGAAAACUUUGUAAUAUUUAAUGGAAAACAUUAAGCUAUGCAAUCCAAAGGUUUUAAAUUAAAAAUAAGUACUUUUGCUUUAUUUUAUUGCUUUUUAUGCUUUCAAAAUAGGCAAGCUCAUCAUUUUUUUUGAAAGAAUCUAAACUAAUAUUUUACCCAUCAUUUGUUUAAUCUGAACAAAAAUAGAUAGAACACUUGGCUACAUAAGUUAUAAAGGGAAUUGGUAGCUGAUCUGAAAGAUUUCAGUAUUCCUGGUACACAUUUUAACAAAGAAUGACUGUAAUUUUAAAAAUUAAAUAUGCAUAUCAAAAACAAUAGUUUUUAUUAGAACAACACAGAAUUAGUUGUUAUUUUCUAUUUUUACAAAAACAAGUUUGGAAACAGAAUCUGGUCCUCCAGCUUGAUGUCAUAUUCCAUUUAUUUGGAUAUUUGAUUAAAGGAAUGUGAAAUAAUAAUUGAAACUUGUCCAAAAAUUGGUACCAACACUCAAGUGAACAGAUACUAUCACCUAAAAAUAAAAGAAAAUAGAACUUAAAUUUGUCAUAUAAUGCUAUGAAAAAAUCUUAGAUACUACAGGCAUAUAAAGAGCACAACUCUUUAAUUUAUUAACAAACUCACUAAAAUAAGUUAAGUUAUGCUAUGAUAACAGGAUGGCAAUAUAUGACAACAUCAAAUGUUACCAUCUUCAUGCGCAUUUUUCCCAGCAUACCCACUAACUUUUCCAUGAAGGUUGACUAAUAAGGAUAGUUUUAAGCCAUAUUUUGGAGAGAGGCAAUGGGCAAAAUUUUAAGAUAUUUUUAUUUAUAUGCCAUAUCACCACAGAAUUUCACAAAGCAAGCAUGCCUAUAUUCAGGAUUGCCGUUAGACUCUUAAAACUGAACAAAUCAAUACGGCAUUUUCUAUCUCAUAACAACCAAUACUUGAACAUUUUCAAAAGCAUUUUUGCAGCAAUUUUUACUUUAUAACAAACCAAUACAGGAGCAAUUUCAUAAGCAUGACAACAUGACAUUUUCACUUCACAAGUGGAUUUGUCAAUUACAACAUCUAGCACAUUUUUCCCAUGAAUAGCUCAGGUUUUAAUAAAACAAAGUAUGAUUUAACUUUCAUAAAAUAUAUUUUCUAACUGAAGGCAACGGCCAGUUUUUACGAAAUUGCAAGAGGAAUAUGUGUCAUUUUCAUCAAAAUAUGUAUUUUAAGACACUUCUUAUUCCAGAUGAGGAAGGACAAACAAAUUAUUGAACAUACCUGUGGAAAUAACAACAACUCAGCUUCUAUCAAGAGUAAGAUAUGAACACUUCCUUGUUUCCAUACUGCUGUACCCUGCUUCUGAAACUCUGACAAUGAGUGAAACAUUUCCACUUGUCGCCCAUUUGUAAAUAAAAAUUCUUCGCACGUUUUCACGAGAUUAAGUCGUUAUAUCGUUGCGUACAAGCACUACAACUUAAUCUUUCAAGAAACACUUUAUUUUCCAUGAACAAACCAAUAAAAGAGGACAAAAAAUCCUCUCACAAUGCAUAUUUUCAGCGUUCGAAGAAUCAAAAUGUUUGUUAAAGAAAUGCGCCCGCAAUAUUUAGACAGCGACAACAGAAUGCCCAGCUGUUGCCCAAAUUAAGAAAUGAACCAAAUAACUAAAAAGACCACCUCAAAAUUAGUAAGUAUGCAAAGUUUGAAGACGUUUACAUGAAUACUCUUCGAAUAAUAAGCUUUCGAAAAUGUGAAAUUACUGAUUAAAAGAUUGUUUUUGGGACGCGCGUCCCAAAAACAAAAAUUACAAUACAAUUCAUAGUAAAUAUCACGAUUUCCGAAAGCUUAUUAUUCGAAGUAUAUUCAUGUAAACGUCUUCAAACUUUGUAUACUUACUAAUUUUGAGGUGGUCUUUUUAGUGAUUUGGUUCAUUUCUUAAUUUGGGCGCUUUUUAACACUCGUCCCCAGCCCACUCAUCAACUUCGGAAUGGCUAAUUAGCGAACCCAUUAGGAUCCAUCUCGUAUUACAUCUUCCUCCAUCUCUUUUUUCUUUUCCCAUCGACCGUCAUUCAGCUCCGUAUAACAACACUGGCCUCAGUUUUUAGAGAAAAGUUUAAAGAAAAGUUUGGUCUGACCUAAAUCACAAAUACUGGAGCCACUGCGGUGGUUGGUCUAGGUCAAUGUGAACAGUGUAAACGUAUCACGAUUACUUUGGCUUGCAGUGUAAACACGGCUGUAGAGAUUCCCAAUUUUGGAAUUUAUUUGAAAGUCAUCAUGAAUCAUUUUCAUGUACAUAUACAUUUAUGGGAAUAUUUCAAUUUCUUGCUGUUUAGAAGUCGACGAGAUGAUAUCGAAGAUGAAGAUGAUCAGGAAUCAUUCUUCAGAGUAAUGAAGGAAGUUCCACUUGAAUAUUAUCCUGAUGACGAUGAAGAAAUCGACUAUGACAGUGAUGGCAAUCCUAUUGCUCCACCAAGAUCGAAGGUACAUAGUGCUAGUUUUUAAAGUCAUCUGUAAGGUACACGCGAGAUCCACCCUGCAGUACUACAACAAUAUCGUACAAAAUAUAGACUAUAUUAAUGAUCAUGGCAAUCCUAUUGCUCCACCAAGUUCUGAGAUACAGUACAUGUUAAUGCUAGUCUAUAUAGAUUAUUGUUCUUCGAAGAUCUACUGUAAACUACAUGCAUGCUCGAAUGUAUUAGAAAGUUUUAGACCCACCCUGCAAUACUGCGCACAAUAUUUCGUACAAAUAUUAUAGCUUGUAACAAUGAUCAUAGUGAUCCUAUUGUUCCACCGGGAUCUAAGGUACAUGGUAAUUCUAGUCUUGAAAGUCAUCUGUAUAAACUACAUGCACGCUCGAAUGUAUUAGAAAGUUUUAGACCCACGUACCCUGCAAUACUGCGCACAAUAUUUAGUACAAAUAUAUUGGCUAUUGUAACAAUGAUCAUAGUGAUCCUAUUGCUCCAUCGGGAUCUAAGGUACAUGGUAAUUCUAGUCUUGAAAGUCAUCUGUAAACUACAUGCAUGCUCGAGUGUAUUAGAAAGUUUUAGACCCACCCUGGAGUACUACACACAAUAAUAUAUUGUACAAAACAGACAAAAACCAUGACCGGACGUUUGGCCGACAGACACUAGACCGACAGACGUUUGACCGACAGGACCUUUCACCGUCAGACAUUUAGCCGACAGGGCAUUUGGCCGACAAUUAAGACAUUUAGCCGACAGGACAUUUGGCCGACAAGACAUUAGGCCGACAGGACAAUUCACCGACAAGAUUUUUUCAAGUUUAUUUUCCAAAAUAAUGCUCACGGGUAACGAUGACUCAUUGGCUGGCCAAAUGUCUGUCGGUCAAACGUCCGCGCACCACUAAAACAGUGAUCAUGAUAAUCCUAAGGUACAUGUUGAUGAUAGUCUAUAAUUUUUUUCUCUUCCAAGAUCUACUGUACAUGCUUGCUUGAGUUAUACUUGAGUGUAUUAAUGAUCCAGGUGGCAAUAAGCAUGGCAAUCUUAUUACAGUACCUCGUAAUUGUGAUACGUUUCCACAGUUUCCCUUACCACAAGGCUUGGCUUAUAGCCAGGAAAGAAUUUAAAACGAUAUAUCCUACAGAUUAUUAGGGAGGUUAAGAUCUUAACGACAAACUACCGACUACGUUUGAAAUAUUUGUGUUUAUAUGUAUGCAAAUACUCAAUGUAUAUAUUAUCACAAAUUUAUCCUAAAUAGAAAUUAUUUGCCUGGCUUUGUGUUCCGGAAGUUUUAUAUUUAAAGCUCAUCACUUUUUUACAAAACUACUCUUCAACAUGCAACGGUGCUGCGAAUCUUUAUAACACAAGAACAUGUUGUUAGGUUGUAUAGUCAUGGUCGCUACGGUGAAAAGUAUGCUCUAGGGAAUACGUAAAUUUUAUUUGCCCCAGUGAAAACCAUAUGAAAACAAACAUUUAACCUUAGUCCGUAGCCUUUGUUCGUUAUCGGUAUCCUAAACUCCCUCUUUUUUAAACAAACUGUGAUAGCUUAAUGUUCUUUCAUUGUUAGAUCAUCGAGCCACUGCCACCUAUUGAUCACUCUGAGGUAUGUAUAUUGUUGACAAUACUCGCGUUUUUGUGAGAUAACCUGCGUUUAUUGAUGUCAUGUAUUUCGCUUUUUUAGAUUGAUUAUAAGAAAUUUUCCAAGAACUUUUAUGAAGAGCACGAAGAAAUUAAAAAACUAACAGAGGAAGAUGUCAUUAAAUUGCGACAGAGUUUAGGAGUGAAAGUAAGAGAGAGAUUACUCCAUGCAGGCUAAAAUCUGUGACAUUAACGGAAGUUGCGUAGAGUAUGAGAACUUAACGGGGAUGGGUUAUUGAUAACUUUCAUGAUAGAUUCUAUUCUAAAUAUUCUUUUGUACUGUAAGUAUAUAAUUAUAAUUAUAAAUUGGCAUUUUAGCGUCGUUAGGAAGAUAGAUUGCUUUUUAUUGCAGGCAUAGAAACGAGUUUAGAACCGAAGCGUUGGCCGCGACGAUUCAUGUACAUGUAUGGAAUAUUUCUCCACACUCAAUCAAAACAGGGACAUACAUACUUUUUCUGUUCAGAUUGAGCGAAUGUCGAGAAAUCUUCCACAAAGUUUUUUUAAGAGUUUAGAAAGUGGUGUGUGGGUUGAUGCCACUGGCCAAAGGAGAGUCUCUUGAUAGUGGAUGUGAAAAGAGUCGGUCAACGCUCUGUCGAAAGUCGUUGGUCGAAAGUCGGUUUCCUCCCAUAGGGAAAGUUGACAGGGUGGGUUCGGUCAUUUGCCCGACAAGGCUAGAUCGCCGACUAGACUUGGCCACCAACGGCACCUACCUCCAAACUCAGAUACUCUGCCGUUAAUUAGAAUAAACAUAGUUAAGAAAGUAAUAUCACAAUUGUUGUAAAAAUAAAUAGUCUAAGCUUAGUAGGUAAUAUAAGUAAGCGUAAUACUUGAUGUAAUCGGUCACUGAAUAGCCCCGAUGGGGCGUGAGCUGAAUAAUCAUAAUAAUAAUCAUAGUGGUCGGGAUAGGGCGUCUAUAUUCACGUCGUAUGUGGAGGCAUUAUGCCUGUUCUCCUAUCUGUCACCUGCUACUUCCGUUAAUGCAGAUAUGUUUGGAGGGUUAGGAGGGUCUAUUCGUAGAAAUUACAACUACAUAAUAAAUAUAUUUGUUUCAGGUAUCUGGAGCUCAACCACCACGUCCUGCUGUUAGUUUUGCUCAUUUUUGUUUCGAUGAAGCUCUGCUUAGUGCUAUAAGGAAGUCUGAAUACACGAAACCAACUGCUAUCCAAAGUCAAGUGAGUACAAUUUUGCAAAAUAUAAUCUUUGUCUGCUUUUUAGUAUGAUACUCAUAUUGGUUCGUAUUACAAUUGUAUAUAUUUUUGUGGGAAAAAGUCGUAAAAACAAUGUUUCAGAAUAUUUGUUGCGACAAGUAACCAACGCUUAUUCAAUGCGAUGUUUAUUAAAAAAUCGUAUCCGAAAACGCAGGAAAUGUAAGCUUAGUGGUACAUGUUAGCCUCAACCCGAGGCUAGAAUGCUGCUACUCAUCAUCUUGAACAUUUUCAUUUCGUACACUAAAGAUGGUGGAAAGAGUGCCCACUACCCUGAGCUUUUUCCAGUGCCUCUGGAAACAUGAACGGAUCUGGGCUUAUCGCGCAAGAAGGUGCAGAUUUUUUUGUGGGAUGCAUAGUUGCCGUAAUACCACUGGAAUGUUUAAUCCCGUGUUAUUUUAGCAUAAUUUGACUCAACUGGUGGUCAAUCAUUGAACUGAGGUUAACUAAAACAAGAAAUAAACAUAAUGGCCGUUAACGCGUCUUAUAUGUAAACGAGUUUUCUUCGACUAUUAUCAAUUCAACAAUUGUUAAAUGUCCACAAAUGACUGUUGUAACAUUUCUGUCAUUUCCUUACCAGGCUGUUCCUGCAGCAAUAAGUGGUCGUGACAUACUUGGUAUUGCUAAAACUGGCUCAGGUAAAACUGCUGCUUUCUUGUGGCCAAUGCUGGUACACAUUAUGGAUCAGAGGGAAAUGCAGGAAGGUGAUGGUCCUAUAGGAUUAAUAUGUGCACCAACACGAGAACUUUCACAACAGAUCUAUUUAGAAGCCAAGAAGUUUGGAAAAGUAUACAACGUUCGAGUGGCGUGUGUAUUUGGUGGUGGUAACAAAUAUGAACAAUCAAAGGCUUUGAAAGAAUGCCCAGAAAUUGUUGUCGCAACACCAGUAAGUGACGUUUUUGUAUCUUGUUUCCCUAGAUUGUGGUCAAAUUACAAAUGUGCGGACACAUAUGGUGUCGUACAUGUAGUUUGUAAGAUCAGUACUGUACAUAUAGUUCGUUAUCACUGAUGAAGAUCCGGGCUUACGGAUCGAAAGCUCCGCAAAUAUUAAAUUUACGUGGUCUUCCCAGUAGAAGUCCUUGAAAGUCAUGGAAUUAAUUUCCUUAACCUCUAGCUGUGCCAACAUUAGUGAUUUUGAUUAAAAUUACUGAAUAAAGUGAAUUAUUUACGGCAAAUCCAUGCCAUUUUCAAAGAUUUUUCCCAGCUCUGGGUCCUUGAAUUUACUGAAAAAAGGCCUCGAACGUCCUGGAAAAGUCCUUGAAUUUCACCUUCACCAAAGGGUGGACACCCUGCUCUGAGGUUGUGGGUUCGAUUCUCUUCAUAGUUCCGGGUGCUCCGGUUUCCUCCCACAGGGAAAGUUGACAGGGUGGGUUAGGAUAAACACAGUUAGGAAAUUAGUAUCACAAUGGACCAUUUGCAUUAUAGACUAAAUUUUGAUCUAGACAAAAAUGUCAUCACAGCUUGAAAGAGCAUCACAAAAUUAGUAAUAUUCCAAAGUUUCGUUGCGAAAUGUUGUAAAAUGCGGAUAAUAUAGCCUUGCGAAAUUUGCAAUUUUCAGUCAUUUUGUAUUACAAACGGGAAAUUGAUGCCCAACACCCGAUUGGGCUGUCAAUUUCCCGUGCGUAAUGCAAAAUGACUGAAAAACGGCAAACUUCGCAUGGCUAUAUUAUCCGCAUUUUACAACAUUUCGCAACGAAACUUUGGAAUAUUACUAAUUUUGUGAUGCUCUUUCAAGCUGUGAUGAAAUUUUUGUCUAGAUCAAAAUUUAGUCUAUAAUGCAAAUGGUCCAUUGUUGUAAAGAUAAAAUAGUCUGGGUUAAGUAUAUAAUUAGAUAAGCGUAAUACUUGAUGUAAAGCGCAUUUUAUCAUAUCCACAUGUAAAUUUGUGGUAUAGAAAUGUUUAUAAUCGUAAUCGUAUAUAUAGGACGGGAAUGCUACCACGGCGGCAAACAAACUUGUUGAACUAAAUAAUUACACGGAAAACCUAUCGUCUAUUAACCAUCGUAUGCAAUUAAUACGGUUUAAGGAUCGAGGUUAAGACAAGGAUUUAUGGUCGAAAACAGUUCUAGGAUCCAAUUUGAAAUAACCGUUCUCCCAGCUUGAAAUUUAUAUAGCCGUUGGGUACAAGACGUAAUAAUCUGCGAUUUGCCGUUGUAAACAGAACGAGGACGACAUUUAAUAAUUUUAUGAGAUGUUAAUUAAUCAUUUCUUUUCUACAAUAUUAUGAUUGUCAUUAUACUAAUUGCCGUCGUAGAUGCAUUUGCGUCCUUCUUGCAUAAGGUCCCUAAUAGCGAUAGUUUAUAUAGUUUCUGAAGUGUAAUAUUUAAGGCUUCGUCCCCGUACUAGAUUUUAAAGCCGCUUCAAAUGCUUAAGUUCGCUCGUAUUUCAAUAGUGCAGGGCAAAUCUUAUGUCUUCUCAGUUCCAUUGUUAAAUAUUUCCAGGGUCGAUUAAUUGACCACAUCAAAGACAAAACCACAAAUCUUGAACGUGUCACAUUCCUGGUUUUUGAUGAAGCUGAUAGGAUGUUUGACAUGGGGUUUGGUGAGUUGUUGAUAAAUUCCAGUUUAGUAAUUAAUCCAAUUACACCCUACAUUUUAACACACUCACAAUUCUCUUUCAUUCUUUCUAGAACCUCAGGUUCGCUCUAUUGCAAAUCAUAUACGACCAGAUAGACAAAGUAAGUGAAUUGUUAACUUCGCCAGGAGGUUGGGUUUUCAUCCACGUUUUUCCCUUAUGUCUGUCUGUCCGUUUGUCUGUCCGUCCGUCCGUCCAUCCGUCUGCCUGCCUGCCUGCCUGUGUUCUUAUUAUCAGCGCAGUAACUUAAAAGUACCAAACGUAUUAAUAUGAAAAUCUGUGGGUCUAUGAACAUUGGCCAAGGACAAAGUGGUUAAAUUUAGAUGACAAUUGGAUGAAAAAUGAGCAAAAGUUUCUCUUGCUUUGCCGAUCAGAGUAAACUGAAUAUUGUGUAAUUAUGGGCGUAUGGCAAAUUUUUUCGGUAUGGGCGUAUGGCAAAUAUAUACAUGCAUACUAUAAAUCCUGGCCAAUAUUUGAAAAUGAAAAGAAGUGUUUAUUGAUUUCAACAGUGAAAAAAUCUCGGUGCAAGUGUAAGUAGAGACGAUAACAGACAGCUGCGGUGCAACUACCAGGAAAAUAUAAAGAGAACUUCGACGUGUCGAGCGAAGCCGAAGGCCCUUCGUCGGGAACUUCCGAAGCCGAAGGCCCUUCGUCGGGAACUUCCGAAGUCCUUCACUCGAAACGUCGAAGUUCUGCUUAUAUUUUUCAGGUAGUUGUAUCGACAUCUCUCUCACACCGCAGCCACUGAACUCAACGGCCUCUAAUAUAUAUGCAUGUAUUAAAAACCAUGUGUUGUAUAUAUUGUUGUAUGUAUAUCAACAUAUGUAUUUGUAUUGUUGAGGCCAUGAAUAUGCAUGUGCAUGAAUUGUUGAGACCAUGCAUGAGCAAGUGGUGUGUCUCGUUGAAACUGUUUUAUGUAUAUGCAAAAGAUUUAAAUUCAGCUCAAAUGAAUUACACGAACUACACGUAAAAUGUUAUGUCCAAUGUGAACAACUUCAUUCCAAUGAAACAGAGCAAGUUGUUAGCUUUUGCUAGGGCUGUUUGGUAUUAAAGGAAUACUAAAUCGUUUCCUGUUCAGGAUAGCGUCAUCCAUGCACGCGGGAUGUUGCGAGACUUUCGGAAAGCGUAAAAACACGAGCCGCAGGAGAGCAUUUGUUACGCUUUUCGAAAGUCGAGAAACAUUCCAAGUGCAUGGAUGAUGCUAUCCUGUACGGAAAACAAUUUGGUAAUUGUUGUAUAAAAUAACUAUACAGUGAAACAACAGUUAGCUUUAUUAAAAUGCUAUAAAUUUAAUAUUUAAACUUUAUUUAAACGGUUAACUUUAUUGUAAUAUGUUUAUUAUGUAACUUUAUUAACGUUUUUGUUAACUUGUCUCUCGUUUAUUAUUAUGUUAACAUUUUAAAAAGCCCGCGGGAAGGCUUGUAAAUUUCCCGUGCAGGAUUGUCCGAUUAUAUAAACCGAUAUACAGAAAAUAUCGGUAUUGAAUCCAUUAUUGGUACGAGAACAAUGAUGACCUAUAUAAACGUAGUUGCUGCCAGCGUUUGAUCUACACCAACUGGUCUGUAUAUAUGAACUUUAUGAGAUAUUUGUGUUAUUUUCACAGCUUUACUGUUCAGUGCAACGUUUAAGAAGAAAGUUGAAAUGCUUUGUCGAGAUAUAUUGACUGAUCCUGUUCGUAUUGUUGUUGGAGAGUUGGGUGAGGUAGGUCUUACAAUUACAGCGGGGUUCAAGCUCUCGUUCGCCAAAUCGCCAAAUGUAAAUAAAAAUUACAUUUGGCGAAAUAUUAUCAUUUCGCCAAAAAGCUAAUUCGCCGUCUUUCCAAGCACUCCAACAUAUAUUCGGAAAGGUUUUAUGAUAUAGUUACGAUUGCCUAUAAUUAGCUUGUAGUAAUGUUUAUUUCCCAAACCGGUUUGACAUAUUUUUACCAAUGGCCAAUCACAUGGGAGAUUCAAAUUCUGAACCUAGUCAAGUGUGGAAGUGUGACCAGAGACUCUUCCUUCUCACCUCUCGUUAAUUUCGCCUGGCAAAGAAUCUCUGGAACCAGGGUAAGGGAGGGGCUAAACACUUAUACAAUGUUGCAUUCAGACGAAGCAAUGUAAUGUUAAGUUGAGACUGCAGUCAAUACAGAAAAUGUACAUGCAUGUCAGAUAAUGUGUCUGCACUGAGACAAUGCUUUCAGUGCCUUUCAAUGUCACAUGCUGUCUGUAUCCAAUAGGUUUUCUUCUUUAUCUGGCGUACACUUUUCAACUUCAGUUUCCUCCAACUGUACGUAAUUAACUUGAUCAUCUUUCUUCACUUUGUUGGACCGUGAAUACAUAUCAAUCAACCAUUUCUUAGCUUCUUCCACAACUUCCAAGGCAGUCUUGCCAUCUUUAACCUCCUGAAGAAUUGCUUUAACCUUUCUCUCUCCUUCCCGUUUUGCAAGAGCUUUAGCCUCUUUCUUAAACGUCGAAAUUGCAGCUUCAGCUUCAAUCCUUUCGUAGUCCCGAAGAAUUGUUCCUGUACAUGUUCGACUGUGGGAAAAACAACAUUUCUCAAUAGCAUGAUAAAGAAAUGCCAGUGCUAUAGAUAUAACAAGCAUAAGCCAGGCUAAAACUGAUGAUAGAUUCUGCAUUUUAAUGGCAUCUCUAGACUUUUUAGCCUGGUUACCUCCAAGACGAAAACAUACAAAAUAGUCUGUAGUCGCAAAAGCAAGUAUAAGCCACAUGAAUCCAACCAAUGCUGACUUUAUCAAGAUGUGACAAACCGUCCGAUAUACAUCGACGCGGUCGACCUUUCCUCGAGAACAACUUGUUAAUGAAUCCCAAAAAGAUUUGCUCAACAUCAAAGUUAGCGUGGAUAAACACAAGGCUGGACCAAAUAAAAACAUCCCGCCAUACAACCCAUAACCUUCUUCAGGGCAAUUGUAAUACCGCGAGUUUUCCAACAACUUUUCCAAUGCCCAGAGACCAAGAAUUGAAACUAACGGCUUUAACGCUUUCUUUUUCGUCGAAGAAACGAAUUCCUGCCUAACCAACUUAAUCAAUGAAGUAGCCAUUGGUAAACGAUAUUGUGAUAGUUUUGUCACUUGCAAAACUUUUUAAAAGCAACUGUAAUAUAUAACAAUAUAUAAAUUAAAGUUGAUAACAUCAUAACACAACACGUUGUCGCGACUUUGACCCGUUUAUAAUCUGGUAGAAACAAGACAGGCAUGUUAACAGCCACCAAAAUAAUUCGCAAGAUAUAUUUGAUCGAGCGAUAAAUGAUAUUAUAUAUAGACAGCUACCGGAUAUAAGCUAUUCUGCAAUCUGAUUGGCUCUCUACUAGAAGAUAAAUGGAUACAAGCUUAUAUCCUGCUAGUAGAGAAAACAAGAUGGCGGCUCAACAAUUACCGAACGAGAUUUGCGAACGAGAAAACAACAAGUUAUUCGCUUUUUAUAGCCUUACUGUCAUUCCAGUUGAAGUGUUGCUCAAAUAUUGAUUCAAUACAUUACCUCGGGCUGACCAAUUCAUUUGAUCAAGUUCCUCGAGAUAUUCAUACACUUCCUUGAUCACUUCUGGUCACUUCCUUUCUAUUUAUGAUUGGUUAGUUGCACAAACAACAAAGGUGAUUGGUGCAUUCAAACUAUUCAACAGGAAGUUUACAAUUAUACUAUAGGAAGUGUAUGAAUAUCUCGAGGAACUUGAUGAAAUGAAUUGGUCAGCCCGAGGUAAUGUAUUGAAUCAAUAUUUGAGCAACACUUCAAUUGGAACGACAGUAACGGGAAUAAAAACAAAAUGAAAAAAUUCCCAGCAAUUGUCAGCAAAUAUUUUUUUGUAUAUUUAAACUGGUUAAAAAAUUUUUUUGAAAAGAUAAUUCCGAAAGAACGAAGUCGAAGAUAAAAACAUGAACAGAAAUUAUAUUUUUUUUUGGAAAAACUGAAACGUCGUUUAGUUGGUCGGAAAACAAAUCUUACACUCACAUGUGGGAAUGCGACAGGGCAAAGACGAUUAAUUUGUGUUCUGAUUUGUAAUUGGUGUGUACCAGUAUAUGGUAACACAAGGUAUAAAACUUAGAAGAAUUUUCUAGUUUCAAAGUUGCCAACUAAGCACCAAUACCACCAUCAAAACAACAAAAACUGCUGCGUAACUAUAUACAACAAGAGCUGUAAGUCGGUCAACAACCAGCGUACCUAUUUUUAUUAUAGGCAAACGAAGAUGUUACGCAAGUUGUACAAAUAUUUAAUGAUGCCGCAAGAAAGUGGCAAUGGCUAACAGCGAAUCUUGUACGCUUUACUUCAGGUAAGUUUACUAUUCAUGCACAACUAGUAAGAAUGGUUAACUCUUGCAGGUUGAUCAACAUGUCAGGUUGUCAUGUUUUAGCUGAAGUACCGUACUUCUAUUUAUUAAUCGUCGUAAAAUUUAAAUUUUUAUACUUUACAUUUUUUCAGAGGGAAGCGUGCUAAUCUUCGUAACAAGAAAGUUAAAUAGUGAAGAAUUGUCACAAAAUUUAAAGAAGAACGAUUUUGAAUGUAUGUCUUGUUUAACAUUUACCGUAGAUAUAGUUUCAAAAUGUGUUAUAUCAAUGGACUCCAGCGCCGUGCAACGAAAUUCGCACCUCGUCUUUUCCGUCAUGCAUGCCCCUUAAAUCUCCUGAGCAUUCACGCAUUAAUUACUGUAUUUUCUCUUUACGAUCUGCUCUAUGUUUGUGUUGAAUGUUAUGUUCAACCUAAUAUUUUCAAAUAUUUUUAUGCAGUGCUCUUAAUCCAUGGUGAUAUGGAUCAGUUUGAAAGAAACAAAGUGAUCGCAUCUUUCAAGAAGAAGGAAGUCCCGGUCCUUGUGGCAACUGAUGUUGCAGGUAAGAUUCAGGAGGUUGAAAUGUUAAAUUCACUCCGUUGAAUUGUAAAACUGCAUGCUUCCGAGCAGGGCUGGUUGUUUCGACAGCUGAUUAGUAUAGGUAAUCAUGCGAUGUUGCUCGUACAAUUAGGGAUUAAUAGUACGAGUGAUGUUUGGAUAUUUUGCCAAAUUUAUUAUUAGCAUGACAAAAUUGGAUACUUCUCAAUGUCAACAUCAUAUUCUCUCGCCAAAGCUCAGUCCUGCCAGACUUUCAACCAAAAUUUGGUGCUUUUGUUCGUAUUUUCAUUUAGUUCUUUUGUUAAAGCAAAAUUUGGUGCUUUUGUUCAUGUUUUCAUCUUGUUCCUCUAGGGCAAUUUCAUUUCACGUUUGUCUUUAAAUUAGAACAUCUUUCCGCCAUUUUGUUUGUUUUGGGAAAAUCAUUAAUUGUACUGCAGUACAAUUAAUGAAAUAAUUGUACUCGUCUUAACCAAUCAGCAUCAUUUUCUCAUUCAAUUCAAUUUUGUCAUGCUAAUAAUAAGCUUAAUUAUAGGUCAACGAAAAUCCUUCAAGAAAUCUUCCCAACAGCAUGUUAAUAAGAUUGAGAUAAAUAUGGAAAUAUUUUUUCAGCAAUCUUGUCUGGGCCAAUAGAAGUUUUAUUUUUAAAAGUUUUGAAAUAUAAACGGACACGCAUGCAGAUAUACACAAACCAAAAAGGUCAGGUCCCUGUUGUAGAAAUCGAAUUUCUCUUAUUGGUUGCAGACUUGCAGUUUAUAUAGCUUAUACAUCGUGCAAUUAGCCUUUUUGACGCCAUGCGACCAGGCCUUGUCCGCCUGAUAUUUGGGUGGCAAACUGCACGGGGAAAGUAUACUGCAAUAAACAAGAGUGAAUUUAGUGAAGUUAAAAUACAGUACUAUGUUUAUAAGUCCAUUCAAAUCUUGCAGUCGCGCGGGAAUAUUACGUUACCCUUAGAAAUACAUGAGUGGAAAAAAUAAUGUUGAUUACUUUGGACAGCAGUGGAAACCACUGUCUGGAUUCCCCAGAUAAUGGCCUUUCUGAAUUCGGAUUAAGCCAAUUUAAUUGAAAGUGAUCAUUUGGAGCUUUAUCAAAGUCAACUUAAGAAAGUUUGACGGCUAAACAUUUGCCACCCAGGAGGUGGAGGGAGUCAAACAAUUAACCUUUCUCACGCUCGGUUCAUCCUCCAUUUUGGUGGGCACUGCCCGCUCCCGAGAUGUAAGCACCAUGCAGUUGUGUGUAUAGUGGUAAGUUUACGUUUUUUCAGAUUGCUUUAAUUAAUUGUCUAGAAUCUUUAACGAGAUAAGACGUUAAGUCACUUGCAAGGGCUGGAUAGUAAUGUUUCGUAAAGUAGGUUUAAACCUACGAUUUGUGUACGAUUCGUAUUCUGGCGCAUGAAAAUUACUAAUACUGCUGACGCCACAAUUCAUUUUCUUCGCAGCGUGUAAACGUGAUAUACACAGUAUGUGCAUGCUUGGAUGCAUUUCAAUCUUCUUAUCACUCAUGUACUUUGCAUUUCCCAGCUCGUGGUCUGGACAUUCCUUCCAUUAAAACUGUCAUCAAUUACGAUGUUGCACGUGACAUUACCACACAUACUCAUAGGAUUGGAAGAACGGGUCGUGCAGGUACGUCAUUUGAAACGAGUAUUCGAGCCCUUCUCAUUGCAGAAUGCAACACGCCUUUCUUCUACGGGUGCGAAAUGAACAGAAGUCAUUUCUUAUAGGUAAAUGAUCUCGCUGGUGGAUUGGUUAAAUAUUUAUUCAGUGGAAUGGUUAAAUAUUUAUCAAUUAGUCACCGAAGUGGAGGUGAAUAGUGCAAGGAUAUUAGACAGAUUUAGAUCGAGGACGCGGACGUCAAAGACGAC
Messenger RNA from Paramuricea clavata, 24231 nucleotides. Lineage: Eukaryota; Metazoa; Cnidaria; Anthozoa; Malacalcyonacea; Plexauridae. The record is from the annotation of a GenBank genome assembly.